Messenger RNA from Marchantia polymorpha subsp. ruderalis, 801 nucleotides. The record is from the annotation of a GenBank genome assembly. NCBI's taxonomy places the organism in Eukaryota, Viridiplantae, Streptophyta, Marchantiopsida, Marchantiales, Marchantiaceae.
GGAGGUGUCAUGGCUUUUUGAUCUUCGCAAGUCGAACGAAUUCUUCUCCUAGCGUAGCUUGGAAUGUAGCUUCAAGUUACGGCUGAGGUCAGGAUCAGCGGACUGCUGGGCAGCAAAAGAGAAGUUUGGGCUUUGCAUCUGAACAGCUCAUGGAAACUUUGAAGAGCUCAAAAUAAAAACUCUUGUAAGGGGCAUAUAGAGAAGUUGCCAACCAAAACUGGCGUAUCAGAAGACACUGAGUUUUUUCUCAAAUUUCUCUUCUGCAGCAUCUGAUCCAAAGAAAAGCUCCAAAGCUGAAGCCAUCGACCUCGUUCAACAAUGCAUUCCUUUCAUCAACGUGUGAAUUAUAAUGCCUGUCGAUGGAGGAAACUUCAUGAAUCUCAACUCUUUUUUCGUUUUGGUAAACUAAGUUAGUAGCGAAAGUAUGCCCGGCCUCAAAGUGGUAAUCGCCUAAUCACAAUCUAUGAAUGUUCCGCAUGCCGCCAAAAUGUGGUAUGCUGGGACCUUGCGGUGGGCGGUGGUGAAUUGGAAUCUGGAGGCUUGUGGAAAUGAACAGGACUCAUGAAGUACAGCUUCCCCGUAGUCGAUCUUCAUUGAUCUCGCUUGAGGCAGUUUGUCAUAUGGUGGGCUGCAGUACGGCCUUCCUUCCUCCUGUAGUACGACCUCAAGUUCAAAAGCUUAAUUUGUUUGAAUUAAAGUUAAUUCAAACCAAGUAUGAGUUUGUGGCUGUUCAUACCCAAACAAAAUAGUAGUAUCCAGAUCCUUGGCAUUGUUACGCUCAAUUUAGAUAACUAAUUAUCU